CUUAUAUUUUUCAGAAAAAUGGAGAAUCGGCCAAAACCGAAAAGUUAUUUUUUUAGAUAUGGUCGAGCAUUUAUAGCGUUAGAGAUAGGAGCUUUUGCUGGGUCCUAUUUAGUUUGGCACCAGUUAAAUAAUGAUCAGAGAGUUCGAUUAAGCAUGAACUCCUGGUGUCCUCCUGUACUUGAGAUGUAUUACAAGAUGGGAGAAAUCAUGGACAAAGAUAACAAAAUCAGGGGGUACCGUUGUGAAUAUGACAUACCUUUAUAUAAUAGUGCGUCACUUGAAGAGAAAAUGCCUAGGAUAGUUCGUAAACGAGUGAAAGAGUCUGAAAGCAAUGCUAUUGCUGCAAAGAUGCGACUGAUUGAUGAAAAAAUUCUUGUCAGAAAAGUGGAGAAAGAAAGAGAAAAUGAAAAAGUAAUUCCCACCAAUGAAAUUUCAGACGACUCUUUGAAGGAAAAAGGUAUCACUGAUGAUAUUAUUAAAAUAAUCGACUCAGAAGAGGAUGAGGUUGAAACAGCGAAGGCUUCAUCUAAGAGAAUGAUCAAUAAAAAGAUUCUGGCCAGAAAAAUGAAAAAAGAAAGAGGGAAUGAAAAGAUGGCUCUUACUGGUGAAACUAAACAGAAUUCUUCGAGGGACAAAAGUGUCAGUGAUGAUGUUCCGGAAAUAAUCGCGUCUUCAGAUUCAGAAGACGACAAAAAUAAAUCAGUGAAUGCUAAUAGAAACACCCCGGCCAGAAAGGUGAAGAAGGAAAGUAAUAAUGAAAAAGCAAAUCUUACUGAUAAACCUUUGAAUGGCUCUUCGAAGAAGAAAAGUAUCACUGGUGCUGUUAUCGAAAUAGUCGCGUCAGAAGAGGAUGAAAAUAAAAGAGGAAAGGAAAAAGAAAUGUCAAAUAUGGACGAUGCUCCACGGAAACUCAACAUGCGGCAUGGAAUUUAUUUGACAAAUUCAGAAGAUUUUGAAAAAGGCAUGGAGGAUUACCAAGACGGUGAUGAAGCCAUAGAUAUCCAAGACGCUGAUAAAAUCUCCAAAGAAUAUAACGAGAGCAGCGAGUUUUUAAAACCAGAAACCUACAAAUCUAUUCUUAACAUAAUCAGACUUAAAACUAGAGAAAUUGUUCAAAUGCAAAAUUCUUCGUGAUAUUCUAAAUAUAUAACAAAUGAUGGUAAUGAGGCUGUUUUUUAAAAACUUCGAUAUUAAUUUUAUUUCAGAA
Messenger RNA from Eurytemora carolleeae, 1207 nucleotides. RefSeq lists its product as uncharacterized. The record is from RefSeq and is a predicted model, not a curated record. Lineage: Eukaryota; Metazoa; Arthropoda; Copepoda; Calanoida; Temoridae. The coding region runs from base 19 to 1134 and encodes 371 amino acids. The transcript is spliced from 7 exons.